AUGAUCACCGCUUCAGUCAUUCUCACCUGGGGCCUCUGCGCCCUCUGGGGUGUCUUCCUCAGUCAAUCCUCGGUCGACCUCCUUGCUACCGUCUCUCGCCUCCGCACCCUCUCCCUCUCCUCGAUCUCUGCCUUCCUGCAGAUCGCUGGUUCCACCAACUUCAAGCGUCUCCAAACCUUGGACUCGAGCACUGUCGCUGCCCUCUCGGGGGGAGCUGACUCGUUCAACAUCCUCGGCGACGGAUUCAAGAACCUCAAGACCGACUCCAGCCACGCACUGAACUCCACACCCGGUCCCAACACGCCCUUCGCACCGCGCGCUCAAGGUUCACUGCAACUCUCCCACCUUGUACACAUCGUCCUCGGCAUCUUCAGCGGCAUCGCAUGUCUCCUCGCUGUGUACGCCGUCUACGAGGUCGUCCGGUAUGGCUACACCGGGUCUUCGAGCACUGUCGAGUUCAUCAUGCAGUUCAAAGACGGUAAAUCGGGCGCGGGAACUCGUAUUCCUGCUGACCUUUUGCCGACUUCCGAGCCCACGAUCAUCCUCGACCUCCACCCCGAAACACCACUCGCAACCAUACUCGGCGACGCCUAUGUAGAUCGCGACCACAGCCACGACGCCACACCCGAAGACGUCUCCUACAACCCACUCGCUUUCAUUUCCAACCGCUCCCCUACGAGCAUCCCCGAGGUGAACAUCGCGGUAUCAAGCCCGAUCUCACCCAUCGUCACGCCCUCCGUGUCGGCCUCCCCUAGUCUUGUGGAUGCAGUCUUGGUGACACCCCCGCCGUCGCGGCCCCUUGUCUACCAGGUUCGCACAGAGCGCUACAAUGCCCCAGCGCCACUGCAGACAGCAGACUCCGAGCGAGAGAAGACCACCGUACCUAUCUGGCACGGUGUUCUGUACGAGGUCGACAUCGCGCGACUCCAUCAGCAUGUCCUCGACGAUCCGUUCGACGAGCCUACACCGGCACCCUGUCUUCUCCCGGCAUUCACCAUCAGGACUGGCGACUUGCAUUCGGGUUCGCUCUUCACGGACGACUACCAGACACCCACGCCAUCCCCCCGCCCACUCCCCACCACAUACACCCGAUCUCACAGCCAGGAGUUCUGGAUGCCAGAGGACUCGGACGACGAGGAAAUAGACGAGUUCCUCCGAUCCGCCCUCAACAUGCAACCCGACCACAAUGCACCCCCCAGGCGCGGAUACUGGCCACGCGACGCGACCACUCCCGUCUGGCACCCUACGAGACACGAACUGCGGGCAUGGCGCCUCUCCCGCCUCGACCACGAUGACCCCUUCCUCGACGAGCCCGUUCCUCGGCCAACUCUCCCCAACUCGCCGCCUCUCCCGUCCUUCGAAUCUUUCGCUUCCGGACUCCGCCCAUGGUCGUUCGCCACCCACUCUUCGUCCUCGUCAGAAUCCUCUGCUUUGGAGACCUCUGCCUCGGUCUCCGACACUUCCUCGGCAUCCCUCCAGGCUCACUCGCCAACCCCGGCCUCACCCUUCACUACCUCUUUCGCCAACACCGAGGAAGACGACGAACAGACGCACGUCUUCGGCAUCCCACUCUCCAACCUCAACCGGUUCCCUUCCACACAUCGCGACCCGGACGAGGACGAGAUCGACGAGUACAACCGCAUCGCGCUCAACCUUCCGCGGGACUCCAGCACCGUACCCUCUGCGGACUGGGUGCUCCCCAGCGACUAUGACGAGGACUGGGAGGAAUUCGACGCUGUCAUGUGCCUCUUCCCUCCCCUCCCCCUUCCUGCGGACAUGGAGGAUCCGUACGGAGAGCCGAGGGCGCCAGUGGAUUCACCAUGGGAUGAAGACGACGACAAGACACGCGUCUUCGGCAUCCCUCUCACCGACCUCGACCGCACUCCCUUCACGCAGCGGGACCCAGACGAGGAGGAGCUCAACAAGUACCUCUGCGCCGCCCUCAACUUGAAGGUCCGACCCGAGUGCAACGUCCCGCCCGCACGGGGAUGGUGGAAGGGCAGCGAGUACGACAAGGCGAAACUCGACGAGUUCCUUCGCAUCGCGCUCACCAUGCCGCUCGACUCCGCUCUGCCCUCGACAGGCUGGCUUCUCCCUAGCGGCCACGACGAGAACCGGCAUAGGGACGAGCUUGCCGCCUAUGCCUACCCCGGAUUUCCCAUCCCCGAGCACCUGAGGAUUCCAGUAGUGAGGAUUCCAGUAGAUACAGGAUAG
Trametes versicolor FP-101664 SS1 is the source of this 2214-nucleotide messenger RNA. RefSeq lists its product as uncharacterized. The transcript has 3 exons. The coding region runs from base 1 to 2214 and encodes 737 amino acids. The record is from RefSeq and is a predicted model, not a curated record. Lineage: Eukaryota; Fungi; Basidiomycota; Agaricomycetes; Polyporales; Polyporaceae.